This is a messenger RNA of Colletotrichum godetiae, 1555 nucleotides long. RefSeq lists its product as uncharacterized. The record is from RefSeq and is a predicted model, not a curated record. Bases 149 to 1267 code for a protein of 372 amino acids. The transcript is spliced from 4 exons. NCBI's taxonomy places the organism in Eukaryota, Fungi, Ascomycota, Sordariomycetes, Glomerellales, Glomerellaceae.
AUUACCCGCUGGCCCUCUUCUUCUCUCCCAUACAUUUACCCAGCACAUGGCCUGGUAUUAUCUGGCGCGUUGCACCCUCGUUCCUUGUCCUGGCGUCUUCUUCCACGCUACCCAGGCUUGAGUCCACCAAACUCACACAUUGGCACUCAUGAUGGCGCCAGUCACCCCUCCGAAUCCGCUACCGCCGGACGAGAACGUUAACCCAAUCCUCCUUGGUGUCUCCGGCGUGCUAAUAUUCUUCGUCGUCUUCACAACUUCGAUUCGCCUCUACGUUCGGUUUUCAUUACGGCAUCUGGGAUGGGACGACUAUCUUAUGGGCAUCGUCGCCAGUCUCGGCAUCGUCAGAUAUGGCGUUCAGUGCGCGCAAGGGAACACGGGUAACGGGAAGCACCGAUGGUACAUUUCGACUGAAGAAUACGUUAACAACAACAUGCUUGGAUGGUUCGCGCAAAUCCUCCUAUUCGCCAGUAUCUGCUUGCUUAAGUGCUCCAUCAUGCUAUUGCUGCUACGCAUCAAAGACUCCAGCAGGCUUAAAUACUUCCUGUGGUCCGUUAUGGCUGGUCUGGUCAUCACCAACUUUGGGGUCAUUAUCAUCCUGCUCGCCGAAUGCGAUCCCGUCAACGCGUACUGGACUGGAAAUGGAGUGUGCUGGGAGGCCAAGAUUCGGAUAUACUCGAUUUACUUGACCAUCUCAUACUCCGUUGCGACAGACCUAUUAUGUUCCCUGUUGCCUCUAGUCGUAGUCUGGCAAGUCCGCAUACCACUAUCGACCAAGCUUUCGGUUGGGGCACUGAUGAGUCUCGGUUUGAUUGCAACUGGCUUUGGUAUCGCUAGAGCAUCCUCUCUAGGCCUGGUAACAAACGACUUGAGUUACGUCUAUGCAGUAACCGCAAUCUGGUCUAACCUUGAACUUUACAUUGGAAUCAUUGCUGGAAACCUGGCUCUCUCCAGAUCCCUCUGGUUCUACUUCUUUGGAGAAAAGCAACUUCCUAGCUCCCACCCCUCAGGGUACGGGAAUUCCUCACAUCGGUCUCGAUCCGCAUACAACAACGGCAGCAGAUUACACGGCGACAAUGGCGGCAACACCGACACAUUCAUCCGCUCGGAGCGCAGGCCCUCCAUAUCAAAGAGCGAUCACAGCGAUAUCCCACUUGAACCGGGUAUUCAGAAGCGAACAGAAUUCUGGAUCUCGGAAGAGGACGUCGACAGCAGCGAUAGUCAUGAUGCGGCAGCGAUAAGAAGAACGACACGGCAGGCGUCAUUAUGAGAGGCAGUGUGCAUUGGCAAACAAUGACACAGACAAAGUACACGCAGCCCGGAGUGGGCUUACUUACGCAUUUACGGUGUUGAUGGGGAAAGAGGAGCCUCUUGAAAGCGUCGUCAGAUACCCCGGCAGGGAAGACCACAGUGGGCGCGUGAACUCGUAUCAUACGCACGAUCAUGAUUCAUGAAGUUACCGCCGGCUUCCCUGCCCUGCGAUUGUUGCUUUUUACGCGUAUCGUUGUACAGUGACUUAUACAAAGUACGAUAGGAUAUGAGAUAACGAAUUUUCAAA